Messenger RNA from Corticium candelabrum, 3649 nucleotides. RefSeq names its product huntingtin-like. Gene Ontology annotation, cellular component: cytoplasm; nucleus. The record is from RefSeq and is a predicted model, not a curated record. The transcript has 15 exons. NCBI's taxonomy places the organism in Eukaryota, Metazoa, Porifera, Homoscleromorpha, Homosclerophorida, Plakinidae. The coding region runs from base 1744 to 3486 and encodes 580 amino acids.
CACAUAAUUUAAUAUUAACAGGUUAUUGUAGUCAUUAGGUUUCACAAGCUCACAGAUUUAGUAUGUUUAAAAGUGACUACACACUAGCGCACAUCAGAACCAUGGUGUUGGCAGCUACCGCGUUGAUGCACGAGAUGGACAAGUGACAAUAUGGCGGCUGGGACAUGCGCAGGUGUAUAGGGGAGGGGCAUGCGGGAGGUUUGUGAGUGAAGAAGCAGUGAUGCGAAACUAUAUAUGUAGUUUGAUGGCCUUACUCAAUAAUGAAGACUGACACUCACUCAUCUGAAGGUGAAUCACAUGCAGAAGCAAAAUUAGGUUUUGAAGAGUGGGGAGAGUGUUUGCAAGUCCCAGAAUUAGAUGAAGACAUGGUGUAGUGCUGUUUCUGUUCAUUCUGAGUUAGGAAUUCAAUUAGUGUGUGUGUGAAAUGCCGGUAUGAAAAAGGAUGCCCUACAGUCACCUUGAGUGUCGGACAACUUUCCUUGAUGUUCGUACAUCCAAGUUGUUCUGACAAAUGUCCGAACACUUGGAAAAUUUUUAUUUAAGGCCUGAUUUGUGAUUGGGACGCCAAGUAUGAUGAACUGAUGCAAGUUCACAUGGAAGAAAAGUUGUAUGCUGACUGAUGAAAGGAACAGGGGCACAGCGCGGCAUGAGCUAGACCAGGCUAUAGCCCAUCAUUUGUAGAUGCGGCCUUCAAAUUUCUGGACUUUAAAUAUGUAAUGCUUGGAAAUGCACUGUUAUGCUGGACAGCAACUAAGACAACCAUUCUUAUGGAUCUUAUCAAACAAUGUGACAAAAAUAGUUUUCCUGACAUUUUUACUUUUGUUUUUAACUAGUUGCUCCUAGGUUUGUUAGCCCAGUAUCAGUGGCCUAAAAUCAUAACAUCUUAAAACUUGGCUAAUGUUUACAAUGAGCCAAGAAAGACUCAAUGCACUUGCACUACAUUCACUUCAACUAUAGAACUGACGUUGAUUAGGAUGCAACCGUGGAUACGUUUGUUAGCAAACAACCUUUCAGAAUGUUUCUUGAGCAUACAGGACAUAAUUAAUGUAUUUUUCGUUUUCCUCAUGUGUGCACAUAUAAUAUAUCAUGAUUCUGUGUGUAGAUAUGAAAUUCAUCUGGUAAUGAGACAUUAAUGUGUACUAUCGUUUUCACAAACCGUUAGUGAAACCUUGCUAAAUUGUCCAAGUGUGCACCACCUUUGUUCCAGUCUGGAUGUGCACCUGAUUUAAUGCAUCAGUUAAUAAAAAGUCAGUAAGAAGUGGGUGUGUUCCAUAGCAGCAUGAAGUCUAGCCCUCCAUUUCUAGAGGUCACGUUAUGCCCUUGAAAGGAAACCAAUGUCUGUGUAACUUGGUGAUAGUUUAUGAUUUCUGCAUUGGUUGUAUCCAAAGUGGCUCUUACUGAUGAAGCAAUUAAGGUAGGUUGCAGGAGAGCUUUAUGAAAUAGGGUUUACAAAUAGUGGUGCAAAUGGAUAAUCAACCUUACAUAUCUCCAUAAAACGAGUUGGACCUUGAGUUAUUAAAGCUGGUCAAACAUCGACAAUUAGCACAUAAUAUAUCAGAUCCUCCGGCAAACCCCCACCUUAUACAGUAGUUUUUUUAGCAAAGUUAAAUGGACCAAGAGGAUGGGAAUACUUGUGUAGGUAUGGUAUUACUAUUAUUACGUAUUUAAUACUACUAUUACUUACGUCUACUUUAUGUUUUUCAUGUUGGUGGUGGUGGUGGUGUGUUGUUGUUUAGUAUUUACAUGGUUGUAAUGGUUGUUAAAUCAUUAUUUUUAUGUAGAGCGGGGAAGAAACUACUGACUCUUCGCUCCGCCAUUGAACUAUCUUUGCCUGAGGCUCCAUCAAAAUUUGUGCCAUUGCUUCCAGUGUUUCAAAGUAAUACUGAGAGAUCAAUGAAUUCCAAUCAGUAUCAGAGUGGACAGGUGAACGUUACAUCUCUUCAAGUUAAGGUAGUUACAGCUGAUGUCAGGUCGUUGGAAGAGCAGUCAGACUAUGAUGAGUCAAAUGUAGAAACUGCCAUGUAUUCAUUCCAACCACCUUCCCAAUCCGCAGAAACAGUUGAUGUGAAAUCAUGUCUUCGUCUACUUUUGGAAUUGUUUGCACAGUGGCUGGACGUAUCUGUCAGUUCUCGGCCUCCUGUUAUGCUUGUAUUCGAGAUUGUGAAAUCAGCAGUCACUUUGUCAGAUGUGUUUGAAGAGUUGUGGCAUUUUGAGUGGCUUCUUGAACAUUGUCUUCGUCUUGCUGCUGCACAUGUACCUGAAAAUGAGCAAAUUUAUCAAUACCUUAUUCUAGGUGCCUGUAAAGCAUCUGCUAUCUUGAGAAUUGUAAAGGAGUCAACUUGUGAGUGCGUUACCAAGCUUGCUUUGUCAGGUCUCACAGCUUCCCAUGAGUCAACACAAGUGCUUACAUUACAUGGCAUUUUGUAUGUACUAGAAGCACAUUCAGGAGCAGAUAUGGGAGUCUUGUUGCCAACUUUAGCUGACUAUAUUACGUCUUUGCUGCUUGAAACUACUUGUGGCGAGUGUCAAUUGUCUGAAGAGCAUCAGUUAGUCUUGUGGUCUACUGCUUUCUUCCUUGUUGAGCAAUACUCUGAUAACUUGAAGUUGUCAGAUUUCUCAUCUCGUGUUGUAAAGGUAGCUUUAGUGUCAUUGUCCAUGGGAGAUGUUCUUCCAUUGUCUGUUUACUCAUCAGUUAGCCGAUGUUUGGAAAGAUUACUGCUUUCUUUCUCUUUGUCAAAGUCUGAUCGAGAGGCAGUGCCAAAAGUGGCCUUAGAAAGGCAUGACACGGCAAGCUUCAGGCGAUCCUUGCCUGCUCUUGGCCUUUUAUUGACGCAGCUUUACACAGGAAGAAGUGGUUAUCAAGCAGGUGGUAUAAGUCAAAUGGAAGGUGAGACACUGAAUGACCCAGGCAUGGAAGAGCAGCUUGCUGUGCUUGAGAAGAUCACCAAAGUUCUUGACAGGAUGCAUAAGGCAUUGCCCAUUGAGGCCGCUGUUAUUGCAAAAAUAUUACCAACUCUUCUGGAAGAUUUCUUGCCAAAAACUCAGAUUGUAUCAAAAGUUGUGCAUGAAUUUUUAUCAAGUCAGCAACCUUACCCAGGGCUAAUGGCUGGUGUAAUGUACAAAGUGUUUGAAAACUUGAUGCGAAAGAAAGAAGUUGGCUUUGUUACUAACUGGGUUUUGCUGUCAUUGAGAAGUUUUGUUCAAAGAACACCGUUGGCAAUGGCUGUGUGGAGCCUCAAUUGCCUAUUUGUUUGUUGUUCAUUAAAUGGUUCUAUUCGAGCACAAUUUCCUUGCGUAGUGGAGCGUGUUGGUCAUUUAGAUGAUUUGGAUUGUGAAUUUUUGGCAUUUGUAGUGAAGGAAUUCUACUACAAUAGGGGUUUGAGCAGUGAUGACAGUGCAUUACUGGUGUCUGUAUUUCGCUCUGUGUCGGUCGACCAUGAAGUGUACAGGCAUGUUGUAUCAUGUCUUGAGGAGUCUGCUAUGUAAGUUAGGAAUGGACUCGUGAUAUAUAACAUUUCAUGAUCAUGCAGUAUCAUUACAAUAAUUGUUUACCAAUAUUGUUCACAAUAUGUAUUAGCUCAUUGAUAUUGUUGACACAGUUGUCAUACAUCCUUUCUACUUUGUAAUUCAAUUGCUUAUCUGUGAUCAA